Mycotypha africana is the source of this 1251-nucleotide messenger RNA. Its product is annotated as heme peroxidase. Lineage: Eukaryota; Fungi; Mucoromycota; Mucoromycetes; Mucorales; Mycotyphaceae. The transcript is spliced from 7 exons. Gene Ontology annotation, molecular function: heme binding; peroxidase activity. The record is from RefSeq and is a predicted model, not a curated record. Bases 103 to 1251 code for a protein of 382 amino acids. Gene Ontology annotation, biological process: response to reactive oxygen species; cellular response to oxidative stress; hydrogen peroxide catabolic process.
GAAAGCUAUUUAAAACAGUAUUACAUUCUCACCGUCUCUGCCUCUUUUUUUUAUUUCUUUUUUCAAUUUUCUCUUUAUUCUUUCGUUACCUUAUCAUUCAUAAUGAAUCCUCUUUUCCGCUCAACUCUUUUGCGAACUGGUUUAAAGCAACGUACCUCUUUCUUCCUUUUCGGUGGUGCUACAGCUACCGCCGCGACCGUGAAUGCUGCACGUAUUGGAGGCACUCGUAUAUCCAUUAUGCAGGGUCGUGGUUACGCAACUGGAGAAGCAACCAGUAACAAAAAAGGUGGCUCUAGGGGCUUAGUUCUUUUAACUAUUGCUGCUCUCGGUGCUGGUGCCGGUUAUUAUUAUAAUUCUUCUCAGGUGCUCCAGACAAAGACUGUUCCAGCUCAAACUGCCGCUGAAAAGAGAAAAGAAAUUGACUAUCAAAAAGUAUAUAAUGAUAUUGCUGAAAUGUUGGAUGAAAACUCAGACUAUGACGAUGGCUCUUAUGGACCUGUUCUUGUUCGUCUUGCAUGGCAUGCAUCCGGUACUUAUGAUGUAGAGACUAAGUCUGGCGGAAGCAAUGGUGCAACUAUGCGUUUCAAUCCUGAAGCUGGCCAUGCAGCUAAUAAUGGUUUGGCCAUUGCUCGUGAUUUGCUCGAGAAAAUUUACAAGAAAUAUCCUGAAAUCAGUCAUGGUGACCUUUGGACUUUAGCUGGUGUCUGUGCGAUCCAAGAAGCGGGUGGCCCUACUAUUCCUUGGAGGCCAGGCCGUGAAGAUGCUCUCGAAGCCGCCAGCUGUACACCUGAUGGCCGUCUUCCUGAUGCUACCAAGAAGGAGGAUCACAUCAGAGAAGUUUUCUACAGAAUGGGUUUCAAUGACCAAGAAAUUGUUGCAUUGACUGGUGCUCAUAAUUUAGGUCGUUGCCACCCAGACCGCAGUGGCUUUGACGGCCCUUGGCAAGAGGCUCCUACUUUGUUCUCCAAUGAGUAUUUCAAGGCUAUCUCGGAACGUACAUGGAUAAAGAAAUCACUGCCCAAUGGAGGAUGGCAAUGGGUAGACAAGAAUAACCCAGAUGUUAUGAUGUUGCCUGUUGAAAUCUCAAUGUAUAAUGAUAAGGAAUUCAAAAAGUACUUUGACCUAUAUGCUAAGAAUCAAGAUAAAUUCUACGAAGAUUUCGCCGCUGCUUUCAACAAAUUACUCGAGCUGGGCGUACCCUUUAAAGGCGAUGAAAAAGUUUAUCACUUCAAACGUACUACUAAUGAAUAG